Molecule: messenger RNA, 1054 nt
Organism: Prunus dulcis (almond)
Lineage: Eukaryota; Viridiplantae; Streptophyta; Magnoliopsida; Rosales; Rosaceae
Product: calmodulin-like protein 3
Exons: 1
Coding region: 354-815 (153 amino acids)
Molecular function (GO): calcium ion binding
Source: RefSeq, a predicted model, not a curated record
UUUCAACCAAACAACGGAAUAAAUCCACAAAACCAACGCUCAAACGUGUUGGAUGGUUUCUGGUUCUCCCUAUGAGAAACUUUUUGGCCCUUAUCGUUUUUUCACCUCCAUUUUCCUCAACAACUCCAAACAACUUCCACCACCCGUUGUCAGUUUAGUAAUAGCCGACUUUCUCAACCAUAUCGCUUCAGGGUUUUCCAUAUCUCGUUGCAACCCUUCUUUCAAAUCUCCACAAUCUUCAUCAAAGCCUCAACUUUUCCUUGAGAGCGUCACAUUUGGUCAUCUGGGUUUUGUUGCUGUUGCUCAAUUGCUCAACCUCUGAUCAGAUUAGUUUCUCAAUUUCUGACAGUUUGAUGGACAACAGGGCAGAGGUAAAACGAGUUUUUCAGAUGUUUGAUCGAAACGGAGACGGGAAGAUCACCAAGAAGGAGCUCAGGGACUCUUUAGAGAACCUGGGGAUCUACAUUCCUGACAAGGACUUGAUCCAGAUUAUCGAAAAAAUUGACGUGAACGGAGAUGGGUUCGUGGAUAUCGACGAAUUCGGGGCCUUGUACCAGACUAUCAUGGACGAGAGGGAUGAAGAGGAGGACAUGAGGGAAGCAUUCAACGUGUUUGAUCAAAAUGGAGAUGGGUUCAUUACAGUGGAUGAGUUGAGGUCAGUUUUGUCAUCUUUGGGGCUGAAGCAGGGGAGGACAUUGGAGGAUUGCAAGAUAAUGAUAAAGAAGGUGGAUGUUGAUGGAGAUGGGAGGGUUAAUUACAAGGAGUUUAAGCAGAUGAUGAAAGGUGGUGGAUUUGCUGCUUUAGGUUCAACUUGAUUCUAUAAGAGCAACCUAUUUGCUUGUGUACUCUUGUGAAAUCUCAUGUUAAAAGAACGCAAAAUCCUUUUGUUUCUUUGUGGGUUUUUACCAUCAUUUCUAGUUUUUUUUUUUUUUUUUUUUUUUUUUCCUCCUCCUGGUGAUUUUCAUAUUUUUAGUUAGUUUCUUUGUAACGUGUUUGAUAUGAUCAUAAAUAUAUAGUAGGACGCCUUCAAGGGGGAACAAGUAAUAUCGUUGUA